AUGUCUGCAAUUCAUUCUCACAAUGACACAUAUAGCAUUAUCCAACUUAUAGGUGAGGGAGUAUAUGGGGAGGUGACCUGCUGUUGUAAAAGAAGCACUGGUCAGUUUGUUGCUAUUAAGACUGUAAAAUAUGAUAGUUGCAGUGCUGCAGAAGUCAGAAUGUUGAAACUCUUGCAAGAUAUGGAUGCAGACAAGUUUCAUAUUGUAAAUUUUCUUGAAUGCUUCCACAGAAAUGCAAAGUCUUACCUUGUAUUUGAACUUUUGGAGCAAAACUUGCAAGACUUCCAAAAGGCUAACAACUUUGCCCCUCUCCCUGUCAAGCAUGUUCGGACCAUUGCCAUGCAGUUGCUGAAGGCUUUGGAAAAGCUUAAGGAUUUGUCUAUUAUCCACACAGACAUCAAGCCAGACAAUAUCAUGUUAGUAGAGCAUAUGCGAUUUCCGUUCAGAGUCAAAGUGAUUGAUUUUGGCUCAGCCAGUUUACUGCCUGAGGUUCAGCAUAUUCAAGACCCAUAUAUCCAGGCCAGAUACUACAGAUCUCCGGAGAUUCUCUUGGGGUUGCCUUUCUGUGAAAAGCUGGAUAUGUGGUCCCUCGGUUGUGUUCUAGCUGAACUUCGACUUGGUAAACCUUUGUAUCCUGGUAAGAAUCAAUAUGAUCAGAUCAGAAUAAUUGUUGAAACCCAAGGUCAACCCCACGACCAUCUGCUCAACCAAGCAAGUAAGACUCACCUUUUCUUCAAAAGAAACUCUUAUCCUUCAUCAGCUCACCAGUGGCAACUUAAGUCAUUGUCUGAGUACCAGUCAAAGAUGUUUGCACAACCUUUGGAGCCAAGGAGACAUAACUUAAAGUCCCUCGAUGAGCUUGAAAUAUUCAGCAUCAUCGAAACAUUGUCCCCAAAUGGUGAUGAUAUUGCCGAGUUCCAUGAUCGCAACAGUAUGUUAGCUCUUGUGAAGAGAAUGUUGAACUUUGAUCCCAAAAAUCGCAUUUCUCCAAGACUUGCAUUACAGCAUCCAUUCAUCACCAUGGAGGAACUGGAGAAAAACCAUAAAGAUACAAAGUAUUAUGAGCUGUCUGUUCAAAGCCUCGAUGCUGCUCUGAAUUAUGUUAAAACUGAAAAUAACAAAAAUAAUUUUCACCUGCUUCAGAACUGUAAUAAUUCAAGUACUGUGCACCGUGAGAGUACAGAGGACCAAUGCAAUCAUAGUUACUCCUUUGGAAAAGCAGUCGUUGAUAAAAGGGACAAUGUCACUUUUGGAAAGUCAAGAAAAAAUAUGAUGCCACCUGGGGGAAAGAGCCAUCUAGUUCAUGAACCCUUCAGUGCUUGUGCAGGGGAUGCCCGACGCCCCCUUUAUCCAUAUCAAGAAACUUGUCACCAAAUCUAUUGGUCUGUACACAGGCAUGUUGCAGAAUCAACACCAGGAAAUCCUACCAAUCCACUUCUGUCAGAUCAUUCUUUUAGCAGUGUGAUUCAACUUGAUCUGAAGCCUGAUAAGGAUAGAAACAGUAAUAAGCACUCGAUUGUCUUUCCAUUAAUGAAAGGUCAAGAGAAUGGGGACAACAAACCCGAAAAGUACCCAAGAUCUUCUAUAACGGAGGAGAAUCAAAAUAAAGAAGGACAAAUAAAGGAAACAACAGCAGUACACCUGAAAAAUUCCAUUGCAAAAGAAAAUAAUUCUGCACCAGUCACAUCCUACACACAUUCCAAGUGUAGUGUCAUUAAGGCCUCGAAUUGGAGGGAUGCUAUAGAGGUGGGAUUCAUAGACUCAGUUCAGAGGUACAGAACUUGUCCUGGGACCAAACAGCACCUGGAACCUGGAAUGCACGUACACAAAAAGCAGAAUUCUAUUUCAACACGCCCAAGACAUAUCAAAGAUAAACCAGGCCUCAUUGUUUCUCAACAGGAAGAGCUUAAUAGUGACCAAGCUGAAGAAAAUGUAAAGAGUGGAACCAGGAGGAUUAGGAGUAGAUCAAGACAUAUACCCAAGAGUGAAAUUACCAGUUGCAAAGCAAACAAGCUGUUGCUUCCAGAGGAUUGUGGAGAGGAUCAAGGCAAAAAAGUGCACUUAGAAAACAUUCAUCUGAAACAAAUUACCAAGAGGCAUGAUCUGAGUUCAGAAACAGAAAUUAAUUCUCCACCAGUGGAAGUCAAUGAAGCUGAAGAUUUGGAGAAAAAGAAAAUUCUAGAUAAGAACACCUGUGGGAUUUUCAAGUUAGCAAAGUUCCAGAGCAGUAGCAAGAAAAUCCAAAAGGAAAAGAAAGUAACCUGCUGGGGGUGAGGAUAAGGUCUGACAUUUGCUGAACCCUGGACACAAAGAAUAUCUUUGAAGUUAUAUUCACCUCGAUAGUCGCUCCACAAAUCAACAGUAGAUUCCUGUGUGCAUUGGGUUACAAGCAAAACAAACACUGUAUCUGAUUGUUCACUGGAAGCCUUAAUUAUGAAAGAUAUAUGAACAUUUUAUAUUGAGAAAAUUAAAGAAAAAGAAAUUAAAAUCUCAUACUUCACAAGUGCUAAAUUUAAAAUGCUUAAUUUAUUUAGUUUUCUGGUGCUCUUAAUUAUUUCCUUCCUGCAGGUAGAACUUACAACAUAACAUAAUCAAAAUUAGCACAAAAUAUUGACAAUUUCAUAUGGUAUAUUAUUUUGUUUCAAAAUUGAUUACAAGCAAAUAAAAGCCUGGCAAACAAAUAUAAUCCAAAGGGAUAUAAUCACCAAUAAUGAGUUAACCAACAGUAUCCUUCUGGGUCCCAUGAUUGGCUUUUCUAAAAAACUGUAAUUGUUUUGUGUAGCUGAGGAAGAUUUAAACAUUGUAAACCCUGAGAUAUUAUUGGCUUAGUGAAGCUGAGAAGCUGAAGUUGUGCCUCUAAGUAGGUGAUGGGAUGUUGUUUCCAGAAUUCAAGAGAACAAAGCAUCCCAGGAAAGAUGGUUAAAGUACCAAAGUCUAAAAGGUUGUUGACACAGUCCAUGAUGAAUACCUUUUGAGGGAGUUUCAAGGGCAGAUAUCCAGAAAAGUGAAGAAUUGGAACGCGUUUGAUGACCCAUAGUGUCGCGCAUGUGUGUUUAGUGGGGGAUGAUUUAUUGAAUGAGCAAUGGGUUCUGUGUUGAUUCCAUUUGUUAUUUGAUGUAUUCUGUGCAGAGGUUUGUUCCAGUUUAUCUAUUACCCAUAUUUGGCUCAUGUUAAUUUUAUGAUAAGUUAUGUCAUAUGUAUCUAUAUAGUUUAAAUUGUUUUUGUCUAAAAUCUUCACCUGUUUGAGUGUAUUUGAUUUAUA
Molecule: messenger RNA, 3262 nt
Organism: Chiloscyllium plagiosum (whitespotted bambooshark)
Lineage: Eukaryota; Metazoa; Chordata; Chondrichthyes; Orectolobiformes; Hemiscylliidae
Source: RefSeq, a predicted model, not a curated record